GACAUGGCCUCGCUCUCCGAGUACGCCUCGCGCAUGAGCCGGCUGAGCGCCCGGCUGUUCGGCGAGGUGGCCAGGCCCACGGACUCCAAGUCCAUGAAGGUGGUGAAGCUCUUCAGUGAACUGCCGCUGGCCAAGAGGAAGGAGACUUACGACUGGUACCCCAACCACAACACGUACUUUGCGCUCAUGGGGACCCUGCGCUAUUUCGGUCUCUACAGAGACGAGCAUCAGGAUUUCAGGGAGGAGCAGCUGCGCCUGAAGAAGCUGCGCGGGAAGGGGAAGCCGAAGAAAGGAGCGGGGAAGCGAGCCAUGAAGAAGAAGUAG
Molecule: messenger RNA, 324 nt
Organism: Elephantulus edwardii (Cape elephant shrew)
Lineage: Eukaryota; Metazoa; Chordata; Mammalia; Macroscelidea; Macroscelididae
Gene: MRPS33
Product: mitochondrial ribosomal protein S33
Exons: 2
Coding region: 4-324 (106 amino acids)
Cellular component (GO): mitochondrion
Source: RefSeq, a predicted model, not a curated record